Notothenia coriiceps (black rockcod) is the source of this 2456-nucleotide messenger RNA. RefSeq names its product acyl-CoA thioesterase 11b (gene acot11b). Bases 186 to 1973 code for a protein of 595 amino acids. Gene Ontology annotation, molecular function: lipid binding; long-chain fatty acyl-CoA hydrolase activity. The transcript has 16 exons. The record is from RefSeq and is a predicted model, not a curated record. Gene Ontology annotation, cellular component: cytosol; cytoplasm. NCBI's taxonomy places the organism in Eukaryota, Metazoa, Chordata, Actinopteri, Perciformes, Nototheniidae. Gene Ontology annotation, biological process: acyl-CoA metabolic process.
AUCUGAAGCGUGUGUGUGCAUGUGUGUGUUUAUAAAGUUGUUGAAGAAUGGCUGUAAUGAAGAGAGGUCCGGCAUGCAGGCUGCUGUUUCUCAACCAGCAUUAAGGUGUUGUAUCCAACGGUUCAUUUGCACUUGAAGGAAAUUUCACCAUACGCAGUAAAAUAAAAAAUAGUUUGUUGUGAGAGAUGACGUCGGAGGGGAAGUAUGCAGACAUCAUGCAGGACCCUCUGUUCAUCCAGGAGAGCGACGAGGUGUACAGGAACCCCACGGAGGUGAAGAUGAGUCAGAUCGUGCUGCCGUGCCACGCCAAUCACUGCGGAGAGCUGAGCGUCGGCCAGCUGCUGAAGUGGAUGGACUCCACAGCCUGCUUGUCUGCUGAGAGACAUGCAGGUUGUUCCUGUGUCACUGCAUCUGUGGACGACAUCCUUUUUGAACACACCAUAGGGGUGGGAAAUGUAGUCAACAUCAUAGCAAAGGUCAACCGAGCCUUCACAUCCAGCAUGGAGGUGGGUAUUGUGGUGAAUUGCGAGGACCUUUACGCUGACAGGCAGUGGAAGGUUUGCCAUGCCUUUGCCACCUUUGUUGCCCGACGAACUGGAGCUGGGAAGGUUCAGCUGAAGCAGGUGCUCCCUCACACACAGAUGGAGCAGAUGGAGUACAGCCUGGCAGCAGAGCGGAGGAGGAUGAGGCUGAUCCACGCUGAGACCAUUACAGACCUACUGAACAGCAGCACAGCGCAACUGGGAGAAUGUCAGGAGUACCAGGACGCUGUGCCAGCUGAGCGGACCCGGGUGGAGAGUGUGGAGCUGGUGCUGCCGCCACAUGCUAACCAUCAGGUCAGCACCUUCGGAGGACAGAUCAUGGCCUGGAUGGAGAAUGUAGCUACAAUUGCAGCAAGUCGCUUGUGUAACGCUCACCCGACCUUGAGGUCCAUAGACAUGUUCCAUUUCCGUGGUCCGUCUCACAUUGGUGACAGACUGGUACUGAAAGCCAUUGUGAACAAUACCUUCAAGCAAAGCAUGGAGGUGGGGGUGUGUGCUGAGGCCUACAAGGGUGGGGAACCUCUCCGCCAUAUAAAUAGUGCCUUUAUGACCUUUGAGGUGCUGGACAGUGACAGGAAACCGUGCACGGUGCCACGGAUACGACCUGAGCCUGUGGAUGGAAAAAGACGAUAUCAAGAAGCUGUUGCCAGAAGGAAGAUUCGCCUUGACCGGAAAUACAUCCUCUCCUGCAAGCAAGCUGAAGUCCCCGUCUCUGUGCCCUGGGAGCCAAGUAACCAGAUGUACCUGAGCUUCAAUAAUGUAACCGCACUGAAACUAAUGGAUACCAGAAACAACUGGGUAUUGACUUCUGAGAAAAACAAGGUCAGACUGUACACGCUGGAGGAAAACCACAUGCUCUGUUUCAAGGUGGAGAUGAACGUCAGCGUAGCAGCUGAGCAGACGUUCCACCUCCUGUCAGACCUGAGGAGGAGAAAGGAGUGGGACCCGCUCUAUGAGGAGUGUGAGUAUAUCAACCAGGCAGAUGAGGAGGACACUCUUUAUCGCGUGGCCACACCGUCCAUCAGCAAACGGGGGAAAGGCCAGGACUUUAUCUUGCUGGCAUCUAGGAGGAUGCCAUGUGACGCCAGGGACCCAUAUCUGAUCGCUCUGCGCUCUGUCACUCUGCCUACUCACCCCCCCACGGAGGACUACACCAGAGGAGAAGUGCUCUGCGCCGGCUUCACAAUCUGGGAAGAGUCCAGCACUGUCACCAAGAUCACCUACUACAACCAGGCCACUCCGGGUGUCCUCCCCUACAUCUCCACAGACAUCGCAGGACUCUCCUCCAGUUUUUCCAGCACUUUCUCAGCCUGUAGUCACUUCCUGGAGGCCAACAAGGACAGCCCGGCUGCUCUGCCUCUGUCUGCACUGACACACAGGAUGGCCUCCCUACAGGUGGACCAGAAGCACCAGCAGGAAGGAUUAGCAUGAAGUCUCACACAUACUUGAAUGUACUGUACGUGUCCUACCCUGAGAUUACAAAUAUAUUGUCAAUUGGUUUGUAUGUUCUUUAAAGUCCAACUGUUUGACUUUGUUUAUUCUGAAAAUGAGAAUAGUUCUCUCGAAAUAAUAACAUUGUAUUCAUGUUUUAGGUCUUGCAACUUGUUUUAAGCAAGAUGAAUAGGUAUGAAGCAAGAGUGCACAAUGCGUCUGAGCCGUUCUUGGAUUAUAAGACUUACGUUUUCUUAGAGCUAAUAUAUAAGGAAAACCUACUGUACUAUACUAAUUUAUAGAUCAAUUAAUCAUAUUUUGAUUUAAGUAUUUAACACAAUCUUUGCAAUGUAUAAUCGUGAGAAAGCCAUGUUUAUUAUGGUAUUGCCAGUCUUUUAGUCUAAACUGUGAUGUGUCAAUCAGCCUCUUGUUAUAGGUUAUUUUCUACCUCCUGAAUAAAGUGUUUCAAUUAUUUGAUCAAGA